AAUGUUCCCAGUGUCAGUCGCGAAUGUCAGCUGUUCAGUUCAAUAUGGAAUGAUGGAAUGAUAGCAGUGCAGUCACUUGUAGGAAUUCUCUCUGGCAGGAAUCUCGUGUAAAAAGCAGAGAGUAAAACAGUUACGUUAACAAAAGGUUCCACCGAUUUAUGCAAAAUCUAGCACGCAACGUGGAUGUAUUGACACAAGGACUAAAAUACGGCAUAUCCGGACUCAUGAACCUCGCAAAUCAGACCGCGGAACCUCAGAGUGGUGUUUUCUUUGUUAACUUCAAUCAGGACUGCACAUCUUUGACCGUUGGUUCGAAGACUGGUUACAAACUCUUUUCCCUCAAUUCUGUUGACCACUUGGAAAAGAUACAUGAAAAUGAUACCAAGGAUAUAUGUAUCAUUGAACGAUUGUUCAGCAGCAGCUUGGUUGCUCUGGUCAGCCUCUCUUCACCACGUAAACUCAAAGUUUGCCAUUUCCGAAAGGGAACGGCAAUAUGUAACUACAGCUAUUCAAACACGAUUUUGGCCGUGAAGCUUAACAGAGCGAGAUUGGUAGUAUGUCUGGAAGAAUCGUUAUAUAUUCACAAUAUACGUGAUAUGAAAGUUUUGCACACAAUUCGCGACACGCCACCAAAUCUGGCUGGUCUCUGUACGCUCUCAAUAAACAGCGACAAUUGCUACCUUGCCUAUCCCGGAUCAAACACUAUUGGAGAAGUUCAAAUAUUUGAUGCCAUCAAUCUCCAAGCUAAAACAAUGAUUCCUGCACACGACAGCCCUUUAGCAGCACUCGCUUUUAAUCCCAAUGGUACCAAAGUAGCAACAGCUUCGGAAAAGGGCACAGUUAUCAGAGUAUUUCAUGUGCACGACGGUACUAAACUGUUUGAAUUUCGCCGUGGCGUUAAAAGAUGUGUAUCCAUCAGCAGUCUCGCUUUCAGUAUGGAUUCGAUGUUUCUGUGCUGCUCCAGUAAUACCGAGACUGUUCAUAUUUUCAAAUUGGAAGAACCAAAGGAGGCAGCUCGACAACCACCGGAAGAAGCACAGAGCUGGAUGGGUUAUCUGUCGAAGGCUGUCACAGCGUCAGCUACUUAUUUGCCUGCCCAAGUCUUUGACGUCUUUAAUCAAGGGCGUGCAUUUGCUAGUGUACACCUUCCCUUCCAAGGAGUGAAAAAUGUUUGUGCCAUCACUACAAUACAAAAGGUGCUGAGGUUGUUGGUUGCCAGCGCGGAUGGAUAUCUCUACGUGUACAAUUUAGAUACAAAUGAAGGAGGUGAUUGCACCCUUUUGAAGCAACACAGAUUGGAUGGAAAACAAGAUGAAGUAGAUGGCGCUAGUGUGUCCACUACCGGCUCAACUUCUGGCGAAGCGUCGGCAUCUGUACCUGUGCCAGCGCAGACAGUACAAAUCUCAGCCUGCAUAAAUAGCUACGCGGGUGCGUUGCGCGGCCGCUCGCCAGACUCCAUGUCAGGUACUGCAGAGGAGAAAGGGAUCCCGGUACCAGUACCUAAUACGGAACGAUCAAUUGUAGAAUCCGAAAAAUAUCACGAGAUGGUAGCUGCCACCGAGAGUCCACCGAAGGGUGGAUUUCGUCUGGACGAUGACACUGAGUUCCCACCCGUGACGCAAAGAACCGAUUGAAGAGAAUAUUUCGAAGAUUCUGACAUAUCAAGGAAAACUGAGAAAGUUGCGACGACAAAAAAAAAGAGGGAGGACAUCACACAAAAAAAAUAUAAAAUACGUUAUAAACUGAUCGAGUGACGAAAAAAAAUAGACAAUGGGUUUUAUGAAGGGAAAAGAGAUUUUUAAAAACAUGCAAAGUGGACCAUAUUGCGGUAGCUUGGUUUUUUUUUUUUUUUUAGUUGCUUGAACGGCAACGACAUUGUUGGUCUCAAGGAUUGCCUAGAAGACGCUGGGUAUGGAUGAAAUUGUCCAUGAGAUGUACUAUUUACAAUGCUAGACACAAUGUAUGCACGUGGGAUAUAAGGCACGUUACAGCGGCCAGCUAAGAGAUACGUUUUACUGUGUACCAAACAAUCUUUGGAACUGCAUUUUUACUUCUGAAUUAAUUCUUACUUUAGAUUUACUUCGAAAAGGAUAUUCAAAAUCGGUGCCAAUUAGUAGAUCUACUCAGGCUGAGGCGCGUGGGCCUUAACGUCGUUUUGCGAAAAAAAAGUUGAUUGAUAUAAAGCAAACUUGUAUAUUAAUUAGAGCACUGUGUUUUAUCGUAACUGUAAUCCCUAUGUAACCAAAUGAACAUAUAAUUUGAAUUACCGUAAUUUUCCGAAUAGACCGGAACAUACGGGAGUUUAGUUAAUAAAAAUGCUAGGCCAGUGUCAUAGGUCUACGAUGUCCUUCGACAAUUUUAUACUAACACUUGUCUCGUUUGGUAAAUAGUUUUACUUUUAUAAAAAUGAAUAAAAUGCUAAUUAACCAGUGUACAUACGAAGGCUUACUGUAUUGAUGUUACUCUAUAUAAUUUCAUAUUAUCGAUAAUACGUGAUUACACUAAUAAAUACGAUAUGGAUUUCAA
Messenger RNA from Cephus cinctus (wheat stem sawfly), 2526 nucleotides. It is a transcript of the gene Atg18a, whose product is annotated as WD repeat domain phosphoinositide-interacting protein 2. Lineage: Eukaryota; Metazoa; Arthropoda; Insecta; Hymenoptera; Cephidae. The record is from RefSeq and is a predicted model, not a curated record. Gene Ontology annotation, molecular function: phosphatidylinositol-3,5-bisphosphate binding; phosphatidylinositol-3-phosphate binding; protein binding. The transcript has 11 exons. Gene Ontology annotation, cellular component: extrinsic component of membrane; cytosol; phagophore assembly site membrane. Bases 159 to 1634 code for a protein of 491 amino acids. Gene Ontology annotation, biological process: protein localization to phagophore assembly site; nucleophagy; protein lipidation.